GUAGAAGGAGGCUCCAGUCGAAAAAAUUACGUUGCUACUACACAGUAUUUCAGUAUUUCGUAACCAAUCUUAAAAAAAAAUAGCAUACAUACCAGGUACUAAAGAAACGUCAUUAUUAUAUUGAAAAUAUUAAACUAUCGUUUAAAUGGAAACUUCAUCUAGUACCUAAUAUUUGCGAGACUUAAGACUUGGCUUGGACUACUGCACUCGUCUACUAUGCUAUCUGCUUCGCGCACUCCUGUGAUAACAUCUUCUCGCAGCUGCUUCCUCCAUGUUCGAUCUUCUCACCAGAGGCACGUUAAAGGGUCUACCUUGCCCCUGGUACAAUUACAGAAGGCCGGAAUCUUGCCCUCGGAGACCGCUCUAAUUCGCAGUUUUCAGCAAUGCCGACACCAAUCCUCUUUGCAUGAACCGGGCCGCCAGAUUCCGCCCCUACCGCCAUCGAAGCUUCUCCUUCGCGCUCUGAGACAGAGCCUAAGUUUCCGUCCCUUAUUCAGCGCAUUUAGGGGCCAGAACCUUCGUUCCUUAUUUCGUCAAAGCCCAGAAGAGCUUGUUAUCGCCAUUCUUUUGUUAUGUGGUGUAGCCGGCAUAUCAGUCUACGUGGUUUACGCCUAUUUCAAUUACUUCCAGUCCAAGCAGUUCACUCGAUUCCCACCGCAGAUCGCAAAGUCUCUUCGCCGCGCAUUAUAUUAUAGCAACUAUGCGCCGGACCCGCAACUGGCCCUCAAGUACUAUAAACUCGCCUUGGAACAAUGUUCACAAGCUGGCCUCGAUCCGUUCUCCGACGAAGUCAUGGGAGUUAAAAUACAACUUGCUGCCUGGUUUGAAAAGAUUGGUAGUUAUAAGAAUUCUAUCGACGUGUUGGAGUCCCUCAUUAGAGACUGUAAAAAAUGGAUUGAAGUAAUGGAGAAAAGCAUCCGAGAUGGAUCGGUUGAUAAAUCAGGGAAGCUGGCCGGUUCUCCGAGUCCGCAACCCCCUAUAGCACAAGAGGACACCGAGACCGAAACAGAUACGAAGCCGGAGAAUCUAUGGGGCAAGCGGACAAGGAUCCUGGGGAAAUUAGUUGGAAUCAGCGUUAAGCUUGGAGAACUUUAUUCCGACGAACAUGUCCUCCAAGGUGACUCCGCAGGCCAACACUUAGUCUGGGCUGUUGAGACCGUCUUAAAGGAAUUGCAGCGUCGUCAGGUUGAAGGUGUGAAGGAGGGCGAAGGUGAUUGGAUGACCCCGGAGCAAAUCGGCGGUGCGCUCGAAGGUACGGAUAGUCUUCAUCGCGUUUUCGAUCCAUCUCUGUACGAUGUGUAAGGCACCACUGACCAAAAUUAGCGUUAGGAAAUCAUUACGAGUCCAAGUCCCAACACUACCUCUCAGCACCGCUCUUCCUGCAGGCAGUGUCACUCUCGCCCCGAAAUAGCUGCCACACUGCCGUUCUAA
Molecule: messenger RNA, 1431 nt
Organism: Daldinia decipiens
Lineage: Eukaryota; Fungi; Ascomycota; Sordariomycetes; Xylariales; Hypoxylaceae
Exons: 2
Coding region: 217-1302 (361 amino acids)
Biological process (GO): protein quality control for misfolded or incompletely synthesized proteins
Cellular component (GO): i-AAA complex
Molecular function (GO): misfolded protein binding
Source: RefSeq, a predicted model, not a curated record